Annulohypoxylon truncatum is the source of this 1206-nucleotide messenger RNA. Its product is annotated as soluble quino protein glucose dehydrogenase. The transcript is spliced from 6 exons. Bases 1 to 1206 code for a protein of 401 amino acids. The record is from RefSeq and is a predicted model, not a curated record. Lineage: Eukaryota; Fungi; Ascomycota; Sordariomycetes; Xylariales; Hypoxylaceae.
AUGGUUGGAUUCGCAAUGUUUGGAGCCCUUGGGCUAUUUCUCCCGAUUGCAUGCGCGCAAAAUUGCACCCCCCUAACACCAUCAGCGCAGAUUAAAAUAGCUGAUGGUUAUACGGCACAAGUAAUCAUGAACGGGCUGAAAUAUCCGCGCGGCCUUCUUUUCGACACGGCAGGGAAUCUCCUCAUCGACGGAGAUACGUGUGUAGCCCCGAGCAAGCAACUGAUACCCGAUGCUUCGCUGAACCACGGCAUUGCACUCUGCCAGGACGGGAAAACUAUCUUCGUGUCUAGCAUGGCGGAAGUUCACGCAUACUCAUACGAUGCCGAGGCGGGAACUGUCGGCACAAAGAAGAUUCUGAUACAAGGAAUGCGAAGCGGAGGCCACACUACUAGAACGCUGCUUGUUCCUACCGGUGCGCCAGACGUACUCAUAGUGUCGCAAGGGUCGGAUGGGAACAUCGAUAAUGCUACCACCGACAUCACGGCUGAAAGGAGCACGAUCAAGAUAUUCGAUAUUUCGGAGGUACUAGCCUCUGAAAAUGCGACGGACUACGCGUCGGAUGGCGAGGUCUUGGGUUGGGGGUUAAGGAACUUCGUUGGAGUCGGAGAGGACCCUUCUACCGGUGGCAUAUGGUCCGUCGAGAACUCGGCCGAGGAGAUACAUCGCAGCAACGUAGACCUGCAUAAUGAUAAUUCAGCUGAGGAGAUGAACUAUCAUGGUUAUCCGGCAUGGUUCUCUGCUUGGGGAACGGUUGAUAUCCCGUCCAACGCAGGAAUCAUCAUAGGUUCGCAGUUUGGUGGCAUGGCCGGGACUUCUUUCAAGCAGGUGACCUCAGGCAGCCCGGUGGAAGAAGUCGACGAAUUCUGCCGAACCGAACGGCAAGGGCUGCGCCUGGUCUUCCCAGCUCAUACGGCGCCCCCGGAUAUUAAGCUCGAGGAAGAUGGGAGUGCCGCGUAUAUAGCCUUCCAUGGUAGCUGGGACCGAAGCCCACCGGAUGGGUUUCGGUUAGGCAAGGUCAAAUUCGCGGAUGGUCAACCAGUGGCUAACGUUUCCGAUACGGCGGCCGUAGAGUAUGUCCUGGAGAACCAGGACACUACUAAGUGCCCAGGGGCUUGCUUCCGUCCCACUGGGCUUGUGUUCGACAAGAAAGGCCGUCUGUUUAUGACACGCGAUCAAUCAGGAGAACUCUUUGUUCUUGCUAUUUAG